Dioscorea cayenensis subsp. rotundata (Guinea yam) is the source of this 816-nucleotide messenger RNA. RefSeq lists its product as uncharacterized. The transcript is spliced from 2 exons. Lineage: Eukaryota; Viridiplantae; Streptophyta; Magnoliopsida; Dioscoreales; Dioscoreaceae. Bases 112 to 618 code for a protein of 168 amino acids. The record is from RefSeq and is a predicted model, not a curated record. Gene Ontology annotation, molecular function: protein binding.
UAAUGCUUGACCUGCCCUUCUUCAAAGAGGUUCAAUGGUCUAGUCCAUAUUUAAGGUCUUUCUGUCUCUGUCUCUCUCCAUUGCCAUGUCCACAGAAAUAGUUUGAAGGCCAUGGAGGAUGUAAAGCUCUCUUUAUCAACCACCUUUUCUGAUACUUCAAACAAUCCAGUGAUCAAUUCUUGCAAGAAGAGGAAGUACUUCACUUGGGAUCAUCAUCUUCCAAUCUCUCAAGCAAACAUUGAGCUUGAUCCUGUUGAUCCUUUGCCUCUUCAUUGGGAGCAAUGCCUUGACCUUCAAUCAGGGAGGAUGUAUUAUUUGAAUAGGAAAACAUUAAGAAAGAGUUGGAGCAGGCCAAAGGAACAAAAACUAGACUUGGAGCUAAACAUCUCAAGUAGCUUCUCAAGCUCAAAGAAGAGAGAAGAGGAAUAUUCAUGGAAUAAGCUUAAUGAUAGCAUGAGUUCAAAUGCUAAUAUGGUGGCUGUGGCUUGUGCCAAUUGCCAUCUUCUUGUCAUGCUUUGCAAGUCCUCACCAUCAUGUCCUAAUUGCAAGUACAUGCAUUAUUCACUGCCAAUGUAUCAUGCAACAAAGCCUCUGAAAACCCUCAGUUUGUUGCAUUAGUUCAUGCAUGUUGAUAUAUAAUUUGGAAGGUUUUAUGUCAGAUAUACAUGUUUGUUUGGAUUCCAAGAUGAUAUUUAAUUCUUGAAUAUUUCAACAUGCAAUUUGGCAAAGAAAAAGAAGGGCAGAGUACUUUGUUUCUUUCAAGAAAUUGUGACUCAGGAUCAUAUAUAAUGCAGUAAUAUAGUACUGUUUGUAUCA